Molecule: messenger RNA, 1209 nt
Organism: Peronospora matthiolae
Lineage: Eukaryota; Oomycota; Peronosporomycetes; Peronosporales; Peronosporaceae
Source: the annotation of a GenBank genome assembly
AUGGCAUCAGCGGAAGGACUGGGGAACCAGCCGCUUGUGAUUGACAAUGGCAGCGGACUCAUGAAGGCUGGAUUCGCAGGGGGAGAGACGCCUCAAGUCGUGUUUCCGUCCUUUGUAGGCACGACGAAGCACACGCGGAUGAUGCCGGGCGGGGCGUACGAAGGCAGUGACGUGUUUGUGGGGAACCGCGUGCACCAGCACCGGGGGUUGUUUACGAUCCAGUAUGCCAUGGAGCACGGCAUUGUCACGGACUGGAACAGCAUGCACCGGAUCUGGCAGCACGUGUACUCGAAGGAGAUGCUCAAUGUACAGAGCGAGGACCACCCGGUGCUCCUCACGGAGGCGCCAUUGAACCCCGUGGUGAACCGGGAACGGGCAAGUGAAGUGUUUUUUGAAGCGUUCAACGUACCGUCGCUCUUUGUCUCGCCUCAAGCUGUGCUGAGUCUCUAUGCCUCGGGACGUACCACCGGUGUGGUACUUGACGUGGGUGACGGCGUGGCCCACGUCGUGCCAGUCUAUGAAGGCUUUACGCUGCCUCAUGCUAUAACUAGGAUGGACGUGGCUGGACGAGAUGUGACGCGGCACUUGCAGCUCCUGCUGCGUCGAGCUGGCUAUAAUUUCCAGACGUCAGCAGAAUACGAGGUCGUGCGGGAGAUCAAGGAGAAACUGUGCUAUGUGGCGUUCAACCCUGCCAAGGAAGAGCAGCUGGAAGCGGAAAAGUCGGCCCUUGCUGUCAAGGAUAUGCUCAUUGCCAAGAACAAGUCGACGACAAGUACGUCAGGCGACGACACGUGUGCCUACUACUUGCCAGAUGGCACGCUGCUCAAUAUUGGACCUGAAAAGUUUCGUGCACCAGAGGUGCUGUUCCGACCGGAGAUUAUUGGAUCCGAGGCACGUGGAGUGCACGAAUGUUUGGUGCAAGCCAUCAUGAAGUCGGAUAUGGACCUUCGUAAGACGCUCUUUUCGCAGAUCAUUGUUUCUGGUGGCUCGACGCUCUUCCCGGGGUUCGGUGACCGUUUGCUCGCCGAGGUGCGCAAGAAAGCACCCAAGGACAUCAAAAUUCGCAUCUCAGCUCCACCCACGCGCAUCUACUCUACAUGGAUCGGCGGUUCCAUUUUGGCUUCGCUGGCAACAUUCAAGAACAUGUGGAUCACCAAAAGUGAGUACGAAGAGUACGGCGCUUCGAUCCUGCAUCGAAAGACGUUGUAG